AUGGCUUGUCGGCGACGUGCAGAAGAUGGUUUGGAUGAGUUUGAAACUGAUGGGUUUAUCGUGGAUUAUGACGGGGAAGAAGAGGAAGGUGACCGAGAUGGGAAACAUGAGCGAAAAAAGAAAAAGAGGAAGAAGAAAUCUUUAAAGAAUUUUGUUCUUGACGAUGAUGAUCUUGAGUUGCUCCGAGAGAAUCAAAUGUCAGGCUCGUUCCAAACAAAGAGAGCUGGAAAUCAAAAGUUUAAACGACUCAAAAAAGUUCAGGGCAGUGCUCUGGAAAAGGACUCUGGAUUGUCUGAUGAUGAUGUAUCAUUAUAUAAUGAUAUUGCUGAAGAAGAGGAAGCUACUUAUGACGAUGAAAUGGAUGACAUGGCAGAUUUUAUUGUAGAUGUUGACGAAAGAUACAAGGAAAAAGCUCCCAUGAGGUCGUGGGAGCUGGAAGAAAAGAAGUCAAGGCAAGUAACUGUGGCUUCUUUCUCUGCACUAGAGGAAGGUGGCUAUGUAUUUGGUGAUGCUGAUGAACUCCUGAAGCAUCAAGAUCUGGUUAAGAUUGUCAAACCAGAUGAUUACGACAACUUUGACGUGGACCAUUUUAUGGCUGAGAGGGAGGAUCAUGUGAAAAAGACUGAUGUGCCCGAGAGGAUGCAGAUGUUUGAGGAAAUCACUGGGGCUUCUUUAGUUGACGAAAUGAGCAGAGAAGAUGAGAGUUCCUGGAUACUUAAUCAGCUUGUCACAGAUAUGUAUCUAUUUUUGUGUAAGAACAAAGCUCAGAAAGGAAAUGAAAGAGUAGAUCUGCUUAAGAAGAUUAACAAGGAAGAUAUCGUGAAUUUCUUGGAAUUGCAUGAUUUCGAAAAGUUUGAUAUUCCAUUUAUUGCUAUGUAUCGAAAGGAGAAAUGCCUUAGUCUGUUGGAAGAUCUGGAGGAAAAUGGUGUGCAAAACGAAUGUAGCAAUGAGACAGAGCAAAAACCUGGACUGAAGUGGCAUAAGAUUCUCUGGGCAAUCAAUGAACUGGACAGAAAGUGGUUGCUUCUCCAGAAACGGAAGAGCACGCUUGAAGGAUCCUACAAGAAGCGUUAUGAAGAGGAAUGCAAUAAUAUUGAUGACAUGGCAAGGCUUCCUUUGAUUGAUCUGCACUUUCACAAUAUCAUGAAGUCUCUUAUGCUGGCUGAAACAGAGAAGGAUAUUGAUGAUAUCGGUCUGAAGUUUAGCUUGCAUUUUCCUCCAACUGAAGAGGGCAUGGAAGGAAAAUUUAGGAGACGAGAGAGGAGGUCGGCAUACAGUGACUACAUUAAAGCUGGUCUAUGGGAGCUUGCAGUGAAGUUUGUCUACAGCUCAAAGCAAUUUCGUCUGCAUCUUAGUCAAGAGAAAAUGGGAAUGGAUUUUUGGGAGGAUCUUAAUGAAUCUCCUCGGGUGAUAGCUUCAAAGUUUACAUGUGCAAGUUUAGAAACUCCAGAAGUUGUGCUUAAAGGCGCCAGGCACAUAGUUGCACUGGAGAUUAGCUGUGUGCCUUCUUUCCGGAAACAUGUCCGUGAUAUUUUUAUUAAUGAAGCUUUAGUCUCAACCAGACCAACUCCGAAAGGAGACAAGGAAAUCGAUUUUUGCCAUCAGUUUUUGCAUUUGAAGUGGCUAUGUGAUAAGCCCCUUGAUAAAUUUCAGGAUGUGCAGUGGCUUCUUAUUCAGAAAGCUGAAGAAGAGAAGCUCCUUGAAGUUACCAUAAAAUUGCCAGAAGAUUCCCUGAAUAAGUUGAUUAGUUACUCUCACAAAAUCUAUCUUGCGGGAGUUGAUGAUGGGUAUACCCAACUCUGGGAUGAACAACGAAAGUUAAUACUUCAGGAUGUGUUUUCAAGUUUUCUUCUUCCUUCCUUGGAGAAGGAAACUCGUGCCUUGUUGACCACUAGAGCAAAACGUUUUUUGCUUAUGGAAUAUGGGGUGCAGUUAUGGAACAGAGCAUCUGUUGCACCAUAUCCGCACAAGCGAAAUGGUGCUGGCCUGGAGGAAGGCACUGGACCAAGGGUUAUGGCUUGCUGCUGGGGUCCUGGAAAGCCACCAACUACGUUUGUAAUGUUAGAUUCUUCUGGACAAUUGCUUGACAUGUUGCAAGCUGGAUCCAUUAGUCUGCGUUCUCAGAAUGUUACUGACCUACAACGAAAGAAACAUGACCAACAAUGUGUCCAUAAGUUUAUUGUAAGUCAUCAGCCGGAUGUUAUUGUCCUUGGUGCUGUGAAUGUGUCCUGUCCACGGUUGAAAGAUGAUAUCAAAGAGGUUAAUAACCAGUUGUAUUAUGGAAAAGAUUAUGAGUUGUCUAAUGGGACAGUAUUUGAAGAGAAUCAUAUUAUUAUUUCAAAGAUAGAGGAAAGUUCUAUAGAUACCGACCAAGUGUUAAAUGGGAUCAGUGUUGUUUAUGGGGAUGAAACCUUGCCCCAGCUUUAUGAAAAUUCAGAAGUUUCAUUGCGACAUUUGCCUGGACAAGAAGGCAUUGUCAAACGAGCUGUGGGUCUGGGGCGGUACCUGCAAAAUCCGUUGGCUAUGAUUGCUACACUUUGUGGUGUCCAGAAAGAGAUCGUUUCUUGGAAGCUUACCUCCUUAGACCACUUUCUAACACCUGAAGAGAAGUAUGGGGUGAUUGAAAUGGUGAUGGUGGAUAUUACCAAUCAGGUAGGUGUGGACAUAAAUGUUGCUGUAAGCCAUGACUGGCUCUCUGCUCCUCUUCAGUUUGUAUCUGGACUUGGACCUCAGAAGGCAGGUUUUUUACAGAGGGAGUUGGCUGCUGGUAAAAUAGUUAAUAAUCGAAAAGAGUUAGCAAAUUGUGGAUUGACAACAAAGAAGAUUUUCUUUAAUGCAGUUGGCUUUUUACAUGUCUGUUGUGGAGAGCUGCUCUGUUUUGGAAGUCAAUAUGAUAUGUUGGAUGGUACGAGAAUUCAUCCUGAAUCAUAUGGUCUUGCAGAGAAAUUGGUUAAGGAUGUCUAUAAUGAUGUUGCUGAGGCACAGCCCAUAAAACACGUUAAGAACAAUCCUCAGCUGCUGAAAGCUUUUGAUAUUAAUGAUUAUGCUGAUGAUCAUGAAAUAGAGCAAGGAGAAAAUAAAAAACAGACUCUUCAUGACAUUAAGAUGGAAUUUCUACAUGGAUUUCAUGACCCUCGUAGUCCAUAUGAAGAACCUAGCCAGGAUGAGGAAUUCUAUUUGAUAUCUGGCAAAAAUGAGGUUGCAUUUGCUGAAGGAAGAAUUGUAAAGGCUAUUGUUCGCAGAGAUGAUUAUUCAGAUGAGACUGAUGAUCAUUCUUUGACAGAGAGGCUACGAGAAGGUGAUAUUCUUACCUGUCUAAGCAAUUUAGUAAGUCUGCAGGAGAAAGCGGGCAAGGAAGACCUCAAAGGUAAACAUUUCAAUUCGAGGAUGAUUAUUCAUCCUCGAUUUGAAAAUAUGACACCAGAUCAGGCAGUGGAGUUCCUGGCAGACAAGGAUGUUGGUGAGCAUAUUUUUCGUCCAACUUCAAGGGGUCUGCAUUAUUUGACUCUUACUGUGAAAGUCUUUGAUGGCCUUUAUGUUCACAAAGACAUCAUCGAAGGUGGAAAGAAUCUCAAAGACAUUUCAAGCAUACUUGAUUGUGGGAAAACAUUUAAGAUAGGUGAUGACAUUUUUAAGGAUUUAGAUGAGGUUAUUGAUCAAUAUGUUGAUCCAUUGGUGACUCACCUGAAAGCAAUGCUAAGUUUCCGAAGAUUUAAGAAGGGCUCAAAAGCGGCGGUUGAUGAACUCUUAAGAGCUGAGAAAUCAGAUUAUCCCACGAGGAUAGCUUACUGCUUUGGCGUUUCUUAUGAGCAUCCUGGCACUUUCAUCUUGUCUUACAUAAGAACAAAUCUACAUCAUGAGUAUAUUGGUCUGCAUUCAAAGGGAUUCAAAUUUAGGAAGCAGACAUUCGGUAAGGUAGAGCAGCUUGUGGCAUAUUUCCAGAAACACAUUGAUGAUCUAAAGCAUCAGCCAGCACAAACGAGAAGCCCUGUUACUAAUUCUUCUGCUAGAGCAUCCAUGGACUUCAGUAAUGAAAGUGGUUGGAAAAGCCAGCUGAACUCAAGCAAAGAUAAGCUGUUAGCACAUGGCUCUGUAGGAAUUAGAGAUUACACCAGAGAUGAUGGUGGCAGUGGUUGUGCUCGUGGACGUGGAUGUGGGCAUCCUAGUGGGUUACCUCGACCUAAUGGUGGUCGUGGUCAGGGACAGGGACGUGAUCGUAGCUCGUAUGACAAUGGAAACCUCGACAACAGCAAAGAAGAUGAAGAAUCUGGUUAUGAUGUUGCAUCAAAAUGGGGCUCUGGUUCUAAGGGGUCAAAUGGAGAUGAUGGUGGCAGAUGGUCUAGUACUGAAGGUACAUAUAUUGGCAAUUGGGUUGGCCAUGGACAUGGUGGACAUGACUCCGAUGAUGAUUCACGCAAGGAGAAUUUCAAUGCUGAGUGGAAUGGGGGUGGGAACGGUACCACCAGUGGUGGAAAUUGGAGUAAUGCUUUCGGUGGGGUGGGGGAAGUUGGAGAAACGGGGACAGGUCGGGGUUCUAGUGGUAACAACCGUGGGGGCGGUGGCCGAGGACUUGGGCAUGAGUCUUACAAUAGUGCGAGUCAAAAUGUCUUCGAGGAGCCCAUUGCUGGUGGGUGGAGUAGCGGUGGAACUGAUGGACAAGCCACUUACAACAGUAAUGAGAGUCAAAAUGCCCGGAAGGAAACUUCUUCUGGUGGAUGGGGUGGCAACGGAAGUGAUAGGCCCAGCUCAUAUAACAUUGGGAGUGAAAAUGCUUGCAAGGAAAAUUUCUCUGUUGGAUGGAGUACCAGCAGAACCAAUAGUACUGGUGGUGGAAAUUGGAGUAAAGGUUGCAGAGGUAACACUGGUGGUUGGGCUGGAACCAAUGGUGGUGGAAGUGCUACUGGUGGUCAUUAG
This is a messenger RNA of Dovyalis caffra, 4914 nucleotides long. The record is from the annotation of a GenBank genome assembly. NCBI's taxonomy places the organism in Eukaryota, Viridiplantae, Streptophyta, Magnoliopsida, Malpighiales, Salicaceae.